Beta vulgaris subsp. vulgaris (sugar beet) is the source of this 2956-nucleotide messenger RNA. Its product is annotated as cyclic nucleotide-gated ion channel 1. Bases 544 to 2724 code for a protein of 726 amino acids. The transcript is spliced from 10 exons. Gene Ontology annotation, cellular component: membrane. NCBI's taxonomy places the organism in Eukaryota, Viridiplantae, Streptophyta, Magnoliopsida, Caryophyllales, Amaranthaceae. Gene Ontology annotation, biological process: transmembrane transport; monoatomic ion transport. The record is from RefSeq and is a predicted model, not a curated record. Gene Ontology annotation, molecular function: monoatomic ion channel activity.
CAAACACACCCCAAAAAAAAAAAAAAAAAAAAAACUUGACUUGCUUCUUUACUUUAUUAGUCAACGUUCAUUAGUCUAUGACGAUUCACACUGUCAUACAAAUGACAUAAGUCUACUCUUGGGUCUUCUCCCUUUCCAUUUUCCCUCUAAAAAAUAUAUUUAUAGUGAUGCAAAUAAACCCCAAAAACUCAAUUUCAAUCUAUCUAUCCACGAAAUUUCCUUCCAAUUUCUCCUACAUUUCUCCAUAAAUACUUUUCUUUUCAACCUUUUUAUUUCCUCUGCAUUUUCUCUCUCUUUGUUUAGCUUAUUUGCUUCACUUUCAACUUAUACUACUUCAGAGUUCAGAGUUACUAGUGAAUUUAGCUUUUUCUCAGGAAUUUGCCAAACAAGGCCUUAGAUUAUACAGGAGGAUGAGGUCUUCGUCAAUUUAUCCUCAUUUUCUGCUGUAAAGCGCCAUAGUUAUUAGGGUAAAACUCACUUGCGCCAUCUUUGGCUUUGGAUAAGGCGCAAAUACUGAGAAAUAUCCAGGAUAAACGUUUCAUAAUGUCAGGAAGUUUGGAGCUUUCUGAAUUUAUGAACGACAAUAGAAACAAAGUUGUAAGAUUUGAGGACCGAAGGUCAGAGGGAUCUACAAGUUCAGACCAACCAUUGUAUCCUACUGGAAGGCCGUCACCAUCAUCAGAUAAUAGAGUGUCAUUUGGCUCAACCUUCAAUUUUAUCCGUCGAGGAUUUGAGCAAGGUUUGCAAAGAAUUAGGACCUUGGCAGGAUCUCUGAGCUUUCAGGCACUCUCUUACCAAUCUGCAAGGAAGCCUGUACCUCAGGAUAAUAUUCUUGAUCCUCAAGGACCGUUUCUGCAGAAAUGGAAUAAGAUAUUUCUGAUAUCAUGUUUUUUCGCAAUGGCCUGGGAUCCAUUGUUCUUCUACAUCCCAGUUAUCGAUGGCAAAGAGAAAUGCCUCAAGUUGGAUGGCAAAUUAGAAAUCAUCGCUUGUAUUCUUCGCACGUUCACCGACUUGUUCUAUCUACUUCAUAUCAUCUUUCAGUUCCGUACAGGGUUUGUCUCUCCUUCUACUCGAGUGCUUGGAAGAGGUGAAAUAAUAAAGGACCAUGUUGCUAUAGCUAGAAGAUAUCUCUCAUCAUACUUUAUUGUGGACAUCCUAGCCGUGCUUCCCUUUCCUCAGAUGUCAGUUUUAGUUAUUAUGCCAAAGUUGAUGGAUGGUGGUCCUUUGACUUCAAAAGGCUUGUUGAAACUAGUGAUAUUCGCCCAAUACGUCCCACGCCUCUUUCGGAUUUAUCCUUUAUACAAGGAAGUAACACGGGCAUCAGGCAUAAUCACCGAAACAGCAUGGGCCGGAGCUGCUUUCAAUCUGUUCCUUUACAUGCUAGCCAGCCACGUGGCUGGAGCAGCUUGGUAUUUGUUUGCUGUGGAUCGACAAAUCAAGUGUUGGCACAGAUCUUGUAUAAAUUGUGCUCAUUUGUCUUUAUAUUGCAAAGUCAAAGAAAAGCAUGAAGAAGAUUACAAAUUUAACAGUUCUUACUGCACUCUUACAAACCCUGAUGAGAUUACAGAUUCUACUGUAUUUAACUUUGGUUUGUUCUACGAUGCUCUUAAAUCAGAAGUGAUACAGUCCACUAAUUUUCUAAGGAAACUCUCCUACUGUUUUUGGUGGGGCCUUCGAAAUCUUAGCUCUCUUGGACAGGGUCUUGAAACAAGUACUUUCAUUGGGGAGAUCUUAUUUGCCACCUUCAUUUGUAUUGCUGGGCUGGUUCUGUUUUCGUUGCUUAUUGGGAAUAUGCAGAAAUAUCUACAAUCAACGACUGUUAGGGAAGAGCAGAUGAGAAUAAGAAGUCAAGAUGCAGAGCAGUGGAUGUCCCAUCGUUUGCUUCCAGAGGACAUGAAAAAAAGGAUCCGAAGGUAUGAGCAAUACAAUUGGCAAGAAACAAGAGGUGUUGAUGAAGAGAGUGUGAUUCGAAAUCUUCCUAGGGACCUUAGAAGGGACAUUAAGAGGCAUCUCUGCUUGUCUCUUUUGAUGAAGGUGCCGAUGUUUGCAAUAAUGGAUGAGCAACUGAAAGAUGCAAUGUGUGAUCGUCUGAAACCGGUGCUAUAUACCGAGACCAGCUUCAUUGUACGCGAGGGUGAUCCUGUUAACGAGAUGCUCUUUAUAAUGAGAGGAAGUCUAUUGACAAUGACCACUAAUGGUGGAAGAACUAAUUUCUUUAAUUCAGGUUCCCUCAAAGCUGGUGACUUCUGUGGAGAAGAGUUGCUUACAUGGGCCCUAGAUCCACACUCUUCUUCCAAUCUUCCCAUUUCAACUAGCACUGUACAAACUCAGACAGAAGUUGAAGCUUUUGCUUUAAUGUCUGAUGAUCUGAAGCUUGUGGCAUCACAAUUUCGAAGGCUUCACAGCAAGCAGCUCCGCCACACCUUUAGGUUUUUCUCACAACAUUGGAAAAGAUGGGCAGCCUGUUUCAUACAGGCAGCAUGGCGACGGUACUGCAGAAGGAAGGUUGAGAAAUCUUUACAAGAGGCUGAAGAAUUGGCUAUGUCAAAGGAAGGUGGAAGCUCACCAAGUUUUGGUGCCACCAUUUAUGCGUCAAAAUUUGCUGCCAAUGCACUUCGUAAUCUUCGACGUAAUAUUCCCCAAAAUGCCAGAGUUCCUCCAAGGUCACCCCUCCUUAACCUACAGAAGCCAACUGAGCCUGAUUUCACUUCAGAAGAUGGUUAGGCCCACCAUUUCCUUUUCCUUCUUAUCUUUGAUGUUUAGAUUAUCACCAUGUAUUAUUUGUAAAAUUGCUGUAGCGAAUAUGCAACAGCAGUAUAUAGGCCCUAUUGGCAAAUUGGCGUACAACUGAUUGUAUUAGUUGAUUGUGUUAGCUAAUGUAUUAGGUGUUUGUAUAAAAAUUGUUUCGUAAAUAGCUAGUUUGAUCAGUUGAAUGUAUUAGGUGUCCUUUUACCUC